Molecule: messenger RNA, 1539 nt
Organism: Lachancea sp. 'fantastica'
Lineage: Eukaryota; Fungi; Ascomycota; Saccharomycetes; Saccharomycetales; Saccharomycetaceae
Source: the annotation of a GenBank genome assembly
AUGUUUUGCGCCAUAAGUGGGAAGCCCUUGAAAACGCCUGUUUUUUCUCCUAAGUCGAGGUGUGUUUUCGAGAAAUCACUGAUAGAAAGUUUUGUUCAACAAAAUGCGCUAGAUCCCAUCAACAGAGAGCCAUUAAACUUAGAAGAACUUGUUGAAAUAGCACAGACCCCUGAGCAAUAUGCCAUGUCUAAUUCGGUGAAUUCGGCCACACUAAAGGCCAAUUACAGCAUACCUAACUUGCUGUCGUCUUUACAGGAUGAGUGGGACGCUAUCAUGCUGGAAAACUUCCAGCUCAGACAGCAGUUAGACGCCAGUAAAGUGGAGCUGUCAAAUGCACUGUAUAAGUGUGAUGCAGCAAUGAAUGUUGCCACACGAGCGACGAUUGAGACAGAAAAAUUGAAGCAUGAAUUGAGUCUCUUAUCUCAAAAUCUAACCCCAUCGAUGCCAACUGAAGCCAAAGCUGCCGAUGAUAAGCACCAGGCAUCAUCCCCAGAAUUUCCAGCGGACAUCCUCUCAAAGAUUGCCCAAAAGUCGGCAGAGUUUGCCCAAAACAGCAGAAAAAAUAAAGUGCGCUCGCCUCCAUGCUCCAAAGUAUCCGGCGAGGUUCGGACAGUGGCUGAGCUGCAAGCCAAAUCUUCUUUGAACUCGGCUUUUGUAGAUGGCAAUAUAGCCAAGGGUAAGCUGGCUGCUUUUUACGACCAAGAAGGUUCAUUCAUGCUGGUUUCGGCAUCAGAUCUCGAGACUGGAAUUGUAAAAAAUGUUCUUCAAUCCAAUGAAAGUAUUAGCUUCAUGGCGCCCUUAAACGGUAAACAAAUUUUGUUUGGUACUGAUCUAGGUAGCCAUGGCGUUUACGACAUUUCAGAGAGGAAAGCAAUCUACCAACUUCGAUUCAAUGAAUAUCAAGAAAUUGUCAUGGUAUCAUGGAUCAAAGAGGUCAGUGGUCAGGCGUACGUGAUUGUUGAUUCCAGCGGUGCGAUCGCGUUGGUGGAUACCGUCAAGGACUGUGAAUAUGACCUUUGCGCAAAUGAAUUCGCUACGUCCUAUGCGCACUUGCAUAAAGAUGGCCUUUUACUACUUCAAGGUAACGAAAAAGGCCUAAUCGUGCAAAACAUUUCACAGUUAAAUAAGCCACCCAUCGAGUUUAUUCAUGACAUCGAGUCCGAGGGGCCUAUCACUUCUGCAAUGUUUGCUUCUAAUGGCUAUUGGCUUGUGGUCACCACGCAGAAGCUACUUAAGAUAUUUGAUCUGAGGAAAAAACCCAAUACAGCUGCAUGUGAGACCUUGUCAUUCGCGGACGGUAAUCUGAUAGCAUGGGAUCUCGAGCCUAGCAUGAAGUCAUUAUUCGUGGCUAUUGAAAGACAGGGUCAAUCGAUUGUUCAAUCCUAUAAUUUUGAAAAAUCGGAGAAGAAAUGGGUCCAGAACAUGGACUUCACGUAUGCUGCUGCCGAUGUGCGGGACUUCACGUAUGUGUGGGAUGCGGAAUCCGCGUAUCUCAAAAGCUUGGUAGGAGAAGACCUGAUCAGUUUGAAGCUGGAAUAG